AUGGAUCAAAUUUAUAUAAAUAACUAUAUAAAGUUCAUUUGGAUAAUAAUAUCAUCAUCAACUAAUAAAAAUUCAAAUUUAUCAACUACUUCAUUAUUAAAAUUAUUUAAUCAAUUUAAUUCAAAAUAUGGUGAAUUUUUAAAUAAUUUAAUAAUAAAUUCUCAAGUUUCAAAAAUCAAUUUAGUCAUAUCUACUUACUACUUGUACAAAUAUUAUCAUUCAAACCACGUACUAAAUCAUGAUUUAUCUGAAGAUACCACUAAUCAACAACAACAAACUGGAGAAAUAAGUAAUAUACAUAUAUACAACGUCAUAAUGUCAUUAAUAUUAUCAAAUAAAUCAUUUGAUGAUCAAUCAUACACUUUAAAAACUUGGUUAAUUAUUAUUCAAAACACUUUAAAACAACAACAAUAUAAACAAUCAACAAUUGUAAUAGAUUUAAAAUUAAUUAAUAUAAUAGAAAGUUAUUUCUUGAGUUGUUUAAAUUAUAAUUUAUCAUAUAUCAAGAUGUACAAUGAUCUCAAAUUUUGGAAUUUAAUUGAAUUUAACAAAGUAUUCUUAUUCAAUUUUGAAACAAUUUACAAAUUCAAAAACCAAGUAAGUCUUAAAGAAAUAGAAGAAGAUGUGGUACCUGUUACCACCACCUUAUCAACAUCACCAAUAAUAAAAAUUGCAUCAACAUCACCUUUAAUUUCAACUUUUUCAUCACCUUUAAAUUAUCCAUUAACUCCAAGAACUCCAAUAGAUUUUGUAACUUCAAAUUCAUCAUCAUCAUCAUGUAGAAAGAGAAAAAAUGUACCAAUGUUACCAUCACAAUUAGAAUCAAAUUUUAAACGUCAUAAUUAUCAAAAUUCAUUGGUUUUCCAAAAUUCAACACCUGUCACUUUACCUUCAUCUAAUUCAUUUUAUCAAUCAGAACCAUUCAAAUAUUACAAUACCCAAACUUAUCAAGUUCCACAACAAUUACCUCAACAAACAUAUUAUUAUCCAUCACAAACAUACACCACUACACAAUAUACUUUACCACUUCAACAAUCAAUAAACCAAUAUCAAUCUACUUAUCAAUCAAGUUACCAAAAUCAACAACCACAAUACAAUCAAACAUUGAUUAAUCCAUUCAAUACUCAACAACAAUACAAUUCAUAUUGGUAA
This is a messenger RNA of Lodderomyces jiufengensis, 1152 nucleotides long. RefSeq lists its product as uncharacterized. The record is from RefSeq and is a predicted model, not a curated record. Bases 1 to 1152 code for a protein of 383 amino acids. Lineage: Eukaryota; Fungi; Ascomycota; Pichiomycetes; Serinales; Debaryomycetaceae. The transcript has a single exon.